This is a messenger RNA of Monomorium pharaonis (pharaoh ant), 2335 nucleotides long. RefSeq lists its product as uncharacterized. Bases 16 to 867 code for a protein of 283 amino acids. Lineage: Eukaryota; Metazoa; Arthropoda; Insecta; Hymenoptera; Formicidae. The transcript has 4 exons. The record is from RefSeq and is a predicted model, not a curated record.
CGAGAGGGUGGGCGAAUGGGUGGAGGCGAGGCAAGCGAAGGGCAGGGGGUGAAGAAGAGAGAGCAGUACUUCGAGCCAGGCCGGUUAGGGGCGCUACACCCUGCCCAACAUGGCUGUCGCGGUCUGAUACUUCGCGCGAGUCACCACGCAUCCGAGCGCUCGUGCCAUAUCUGUUGCCAGGGAAAUCCAGCGAUUCGCGUAAGCGGAAAAAAUCACGCCACGAGAACGAAGAAAUUCGUCAAGCUGGCGCCGUUCAAGCUCCGUUUCUCGAAGAUGCUGAAGUCGCGCAGCUCCGGCGAUAGUCGCAGCGACAGCGUGGAAUCCGAGGAACAGCAAUCGAAGCAAAUUAAUCAAUCGUUGCCGUCGGGCACAGACGAGUUUGCGGAUGCACCCGAGGCGGAAACGGACAAAAAUUGUUUGUCGGUUAGAAACGAGCAGCCGAUCCCCAGCUCGCCCCCGCCCUCGUACGAGCACGUUCUCGAAGAGACACGAAUGGAAUCGUCAGCCAAUGCGCUACGAGAGGCGAGGGAGGAGGAGCAGGUUUCCAGUACAGAAAAGAGCACAGAGAACACCGAAGACGGGGGUGACGACGACGGGGGUGGCGGUCCCGGGGGUGGAAACAGGAAAAAGACCAAAGAACCGAAAAUACAUCAUAAAUCGAGCAAAGAGUUCUACAAGGCAAUGGCGAAGCAGUGGGGCAUAACUUGCAAAAUGAGCGAUCAUUGCAGAUGUUUGGAUUGCCAGAGCCACUACUUCGACUGCGACUACGAGAAGGACGAUAAGACGAAGGGUGACGGCGGCCUCAGCGCCGGCACGCCGAUGUUCAUCUCCGAGGUGAUGCACGGCACCGCAUGCGCCCUUCUGUAAAGCCGACGCGUUCUUCCGGUUCCGGUUCUCUUCCCUCGACUGGGGGAAAGACGUCUUGGCUGAUUACCACACGCACAAAACGGCAAUCAGCGCCUAAGGAACGAGGGGGAGCUUCUUCACGCAUUUAUAUUCUAUACAAAAUGCGCGCAGCGCGUCGGUGUAAGACGUCUACGCGUAUUUCAACGUAAGAAAAAGAGAGACGAAAAAAAAAAACCAGAAGCUACUCACGCGCGCGAUGAAAUGCAAGGGCCUCGCGUACGAUGGUGCAAAUUAUUUUAUGACGUUAGACUACUAAAACUGCGUAGAGCAACGCAGAGUACAUCUCAAGACAGGCGCUGUGUAUAAUUGCGCCGCUCUUGCGCGAAAAAAAAAAGCAAGAGAUUUAGUUUUUCUCCGCGUAAGAGUCGCCCACUUAUCGGACAUAAAGUAGAGUAGAAGGAGACGCGUUUGAGCGACGCAGCAAUUUUAAACAAUUCGAGUAUUACGCCUCUUCGUCGAGAGGGUUUUCGAUCAUCUUUCUACACUUUUGAAGAACUCUUUUACGAACCUGAAGAACACUGAACCUAUCUAAGAACAUAGUGAAAAUUUUUCUAUUGCCGUGUACUCGAACUGUUCAAAUAUCGUCUGACGUUCAAACGCGUCUCCGUCUCCCUUACAAAUUUAUUUUCUCAGCAUUCGAUGUAAUUAUGUGUCAUACUACCCUGCGAAGAGCCACAUUGACUAACGCAACGUUUUGCAAAACCAUUUUGUGGCAACUUUGCGAAAUUGGCGACGCCAGUCGUCCAUCCUUACUGUGACCGGCACUUAAAGACUAAACGUAGAAUGUCAUCGGAAUGCGCUUUAUUACUGUCAAUUGCAUUGCACUCGUUCCAAUUGGAAUUUUACGACAGAAUUUUACGAUGGGCAUAGAGAGAAACGAAAUAAAGCGCCUCAAUUCAAUAUUCAACUUUCAUUUUAGACCUCAUUGUUUCAGCAAUUCAUUAACUACGAAAUUAAUUUUUACAAUAUAUUUGACAUUUCUUUUUUUGAGAUACGAAGAAAUGGAUAGAAUGAGAUUUUAACUUAUAUCAAACUCUUAACUCUUCCGUUUAUUUAUUCAUCUGGCAUGCGCUCUAGCAUAUUAUAUGAAGAAAGAGAAUCUCCUCUCAUAUCAGGGCACGAAAAAUCUAAUAAAAUUCGCGUAUAUGCAUGCAAGGAAUCGGUGUUAUUUCGUUAUUGACAUACAUUUCUUUACAUAUUCUGCUGUUUAAAAAUUCAAAUGAUAAAGAUCGUCUUACGAUUGAAAUUGUUUUAACUCGGCUUAUGCAUUCAAAAUACAUUCAUGGUUAUUGAAUUCAUUAAUGUUUCAUAUAACACUCUAAUUACUUUACAGUUAUUACUAGUCGCGCUCAGCAGACAAAGCCGAGGUGAGUGAGCGCUCAGUGAAAUUUUAUUAUAAUUAGUUUUUAAAUCCAACGAGGAACUAAAA